Messenger RNA from Boeremia exigua, 1516 nucleotides. Its product is annotated as thiamine diphosphate-binding protein. Bases 62 to 1465 code for a protein of 467 amino acids. The transcript has 3 exons. Gene Ontology annotation, biological process: branched-chain amino acid catabolic process. NCBI's taxonomy places the organism in Eukaryota, Fungi, Ascomycota, Dothideomycetes, Pleosporales, Didymellaceae. The record is from RefSeq and is a predicted model, not a curated record. Gene Ontology annotation, molecular function: oxidoreductase activity, acting on the aldehyde or oxo group of donors, disulfide as acceptor.
CUUCCCCCCCGGAUAUCCAAAUAGCAAGCCGCCCACGAACAUGUAGCAUACACACGACAAAAUGUCCUUCCGCUAUUCUGCGCGUAGGCUGCGACUGCAAAGAUUAUCCACACCAUGCAAUGUCUCGCGGACAGUCAGAGCACCUGCAUGGCAGUGCCGAGGCGUGGCUUCGACUGCCAACGCUGAAAAAGUUCUAUUUCCUGGUGCUCUGAACAGCGAGUUCACAAACACGCUCGAGUUUCUACAGCCGUCCAAGUCCAAAGACGCGAUAUCGACAUACCGAUGUCUCAACCAGUACGGCGAGAUCAUAGACAAGAGCGUGGGGGCAGACACAACAGACGAGGAAGCACUUGAACUGUAUAAGAACAUGGUGAAGCUGAGCGUAAUGGACCUCCUCAUGUUCGAAGCCCAGCGCCAAGGCCGUCUCUCCUUCUACAUGGUUUCCGCUGGCGAAGAAGGAAUAUCAAUUGGCUCAGCAUCGGCCUUGCACCCCUCGGAUGUGAUCUUCACCCAGUACCGCGAGUCUGGUGUGUACCUCCAGCGCGGCUUUACCCUCGCACAGUUCAUGAACCAGCUCUUCGCCAACAGCUCUGAUAACGGCCUGGGACGCAACAUGCCCGUCCACUACGGAAGCAAAGAGCUAAACAUCCACACCAUCUCCUCCACCCUGGCCACUCAAAUUCCCCACGCAGCCGGCGCCGCCUACGCCCUUAAACUGCAGAACCAAGGCACCGUCGGCCGCAUCGGCGCCCCCGCAGAAGGCGAGGAAGUCGAACGCGUCGUCGUCUGUUUCUUCGGCGAAGGCGCCGCCUCCGAGGGCGACUUCCACUCCGCGCUCAACAUCGCCGCCACCCGCCAAGUGCCCUGCAUCUUCAUCUGCCGCAACAACGGCUACGCCAUCAGCACGCCCACCUCGGACCAGUACCGCGGCGACGGCAUCGCCUCGCGUGGCGCCGGCUACGGCAUGACCACCAUCCGCGUCGACGGCAACGACAUCUUCGCCGUGCGGCGCGCAGUCAAGUCCGCGCGCGCCCUCGCCCUCGAGGACGGCGGCCGCCCCGUGCUCGUCGAGUGCAUGGCGUACCGCGUCGGGCACCACAGCACGUCGGACGACUCGUUUGCGUACCGGCAGCGCGUGGAAGUCGAGGACUGGAAGCGCCGCGACAACCCCAUCACGCGGCUGCGCAAGUGGCUCGAGAGCCGCAAGGUGUGGGACGAUGCGGCGGAGAAGACGCUGCGCAGCGAGACGCGCAAGGAGGUGCUGCGCGCGUUCGAGGAGGCCGAGAAGCAGAAGAAACCGAGUCUCAAGUAUGCGUUUACGGAUGUGUGGGAGGAGCUGACCGAGGAGCAGAAGGCGCAUGUGGGCGAGAUGAAUGAUAUCCUCAAGCGCUACCCUAAGGAGUACGAUUUCGAGGGUUAUGAGGGCGGCGCUGGUGGGUUGGAAGAGCUGCUGCAGAAGAAGUAGACGUUCAAAGCAUUAAAUCAAUACACAUACACACCAUGAGAGCGAUUUUAG